GGCUAUAUUACCCUAAUAGCUACCACUUCCUCCCCUUUGUCCUUUACAAACUUCAAACGCUCUCAUCCUCAAGCAUUCUCAAUCUUAUUUCGGUCUUUCAGCCACCCACCUUUAUCAAUAAAUGGGAGGCUGUGCGAGCAAGCCCAAGGAGGAGUCUGAUAUCCUUAAGGUGUCACUCCCUACCGAUGAUGUUGUUGCCCCUGAGAAGGCCGAGGGCGAGACUGUUCAUGCUGAUCAAGGGACCAUUAACAAUGUAGAUGAGAUUCAGAACGAAGCACCUUUGAUAGACCUCUCCAAGGAGGAGGAUGAAGACUCAUCCUCUGAACAAAAGAAUACUAUUGUCAAAGCAGCACCAGUUUCUAUUGAGGCACAUGAAGAAACCGCCAAGAUAGCAGAAGACACAGUUGAAGACCCUACCAAUGAAUUGAAGGACGUCAAGGUUGAGGCUAAUAAUAUUGAGACUAAUGAGCCGGCAAAGGAGGAGCAAGCUGAGGCCAAGAUUGACAAAUCAGAUGUUGUUGCUCCGCUCUCUGGAGAAAAAAGUGAUGCACCUCUUACUACCGCAUGAUAACGCCUCAAAGCUAACAAAAAAAAUAAAGCUAGCUAUAAGUUGCCAUCAAGCUUUAAUUUAUCCCUGGAUUGUUGGGAGUGCAUGAUGCAAGGACAUGGAAUUGACAUUAUUUUUUAUCGAUCGUUUAGAUAAUGUAUUUGUUCUUCGUAAUUUGUUCAUGUUUCUACUUCUAAUCCAUGUAUCUAGUUUUAGAAAUCAAAUAUGCUAUGCAAAAAUAUUUGGACAAUUACCA
Molecule: messenger RNA, 803 nt
Organism: Juglans microcarpa x Juglans regia
Lineage: Eukaryota; Viridiplantae; Streptophyta; Magnoliopsida; Fagales; Juglandaceae
Exons: 3
Coding region: 122-568 (148 amino acids)
Source: RefSeq, a predicted model, not a curated record